Messenger RNA from Anopheles nili, 1243 nucleotides. RefSeq names its product probable 3-hydroxyisobutyrate dehydrogenase, mitochondrial. Bases 133 to 1122 code for a protein of 329 amino acids. The record is from RefSeq and is a predicted model, not a curated record. Lineage: Eukaryota; Metazoa; Arthropoda; Insecta; Diptera; Culicidae. Gene Ontology annotation, biological process: L-valine catabolic process. Gene Ontology annotation, cellular component: mitochondrion. Gene Ontology annotation, molecular function: NAD binding; NADP binding; 3-hydroxyisobutyrate dehydrogenase activity. The transcript is spliced from 3 exons.
UUUCGAUCCCGGCGGUGCGUUCUUGCCAAUUGUCCGUUCCAUCUCAGCUGCCCUUGUCUUCAUCGAUCAGAAGACGGAGUAUUCUAGUGAUCUCAGCCACAUAUUUGUCGUUAUCCUGCGGAAAUCCUCAACAUGGCCCUUCGCGUACUGACCCGUGCCUCCGGCAACCAGCAGCAACAACAGCUCAAGAUGCUAACCGAUAUGUUGAUCCGCUCGUUCAGCAGCGGAUCAAAGAACGUCGGUUUCAUCGGUCUUGGCAACAUGGGCACCCCGAUGGCGAGCAACCUGAUGGCCAAGGGCCACAAGCUGCAUGUUUUCGAUAUCUCGAAGGAAGCGAAGGAUUCACUGCAGGCGAAAGGUGCCGUCUCGUACGACAACGUGGCUGACCUGGCCAAGGCGUCCGAUUUCGUCGUGACGAUGCUGCCGAACAACGACAUUGUGGCCGACACGUACGACACCAUUAUCGGCGGAGGUGGCAUCAAGAAGCAGACGAUCUUCAUCGAUUCCAGCACGAUCGAUCCGAAUGUGGCGAAGGCAGUACAGAAGAAAGUGCAAGCAGCUGGCGCCACGUUUGUCGAUGCCCCAGUGUCGGGUGGUGUCCCCGGAGCGAAGAACGCCACACUGACGUUCAUGGUCGGAGGCACGACCGAAGAGUACCAGGCGGUGAAGGAACUGCUGGAGGGCAUGGGCAAGAAAAUUACGCACUGCGGCGGGUACGGUAUGGGCCAGGCGGCCAAAGUAUGCAAUAACAUGAUGCUGGGCAUCUCGAUGUGUGGCCUGGCUGAGUGUAUGAAUCUAGCCAUACGCCUUGGACUCGAUGCGAAGGUAUUUGCGGACAUCGUGAACGCGUCGACAGGCCGUAGCUGGGCGUCGGAAGUGAACAAUCCGGUGCCUGGCAUCAUCCCGACUGCACCAGCUGCUAACGGGUACGCUGGUGGUUUUGCUACUGGGCUAAUCACGAAGGAUCUCGGCAUUGCAUCGGCCGUUGCUACCAGUUCAAACUCCCCGAUUCCGAUGGGCGCGCUGACGCAUCAGAUUUAUCGUACGCUGAUGGCAAAGGGAUUGGCCAACAAGGACUUUUCGGUGGUAUAUGAUUUCCUCAAGAACACUGAGGGCAAGUGAGCGACGAAUGCCAUGGUAACCGGCCAGCGGCUUUGCUCGCAAAAUGUAACAGCCAUCAACGCACACGAGUCUUCCAGAGCAUGCAUUUAUGAACGUCAAUAAACGGACGUUUAGAUUUUAA